AUGAAGGUUAUAGAGAAGAUCCGGGAUGCGGCCGCUAAUGAUGCGAACAGGGUCGUGUUUUCCUUCGAGUUUUUCCCGCCCAAGACGGAGGAUGGCGUCGACAAUCUCUUCGAGAGAAUGGAGCGGAUGGUGGUGCACAACCCGUCGUUCUGCGAUAUAACAUGGGGAGCUGGUGGUUCCACGGCGGACCUGACGCUUGAGAUUUCUAACAGGAUGCAGAACAUGGUGUGUGUGGAGACUAUGAUGCAUCUUACCUGCACAAACAUGCCUGUUGAGAAGAUUGACCACGCGCUAUCUACUAUCAAGUCGAAUGGGAUACAGAAUGUCCUUGCUCUACGCGGUGACCCCCCUCACGGCCAGGACAAGUUCGUCAAGGUUGAGGGUGGGUUCGCCUGCGCUCUCGACCUCGUGAAGCAUAUCCGUGCCCAGUAUGGUGAUUACUUUGGGAUCACUGUUGCUGGUUAUCCAGAGGGACAUCCUGAUGUGAUUCAAGUGGCUACGGAAGAGGCAUACGAGAACGAACUUGCUUAUCUUAAGAAAAAGGUUGAUGCUGGUGGCGAAGUUAUUGUAACCCAACUCUUCUAUGAUACCGAUAUUUUCCUUAAAUUUGUCAAUGACUGUCGUCAAAUUGGAAUUACCUGUCCCAUUGUUCCGGGGAUUAUGCCCAUCAACAAUUACAAGGGCUUCAUUCGGAUGACUGGUUUUUGCAAAACUAAGAUACCUGAUGAGAUUACAGCUGCUUUGGAUCCCAUCAAGGACAAUGAAGAAGCUGUGAAGGCGUAUGGAAUUCACCUUGGAACAGAAAUGUGCAAGAAGAUUUUGGCUAGUGGGAUCAAAACAUUGCAUCUUUACACGUUAAACAUGGAAAAAUCUGCACUGGCAAUAUUGAUGAAUCUUGGGCUGAUCGAGGAAUCCAAAAUUUCAAGGUCCUUGCCUUGGAGACGUCCCACAAAUAUUUUCCGUGUCAAGGAAGAUGUUCGUCCUAUAUUCUGGGCUAAUCGUCCAAAAAGCUACAUCUCACGGACUAUAGGUUGGGACCAAUACCCUAGUGGCCGAUGGGGAGAUUCUCGAAAUGCAUCAUAUGGAGCACUCACUGAUUACCAGUUCAUGCGACCACGAUCACGCAAUAAGAAACUUCAUGAAGAAUGGGUUGUUCCUUUGAAAAAUGUCACAGAUAUUUACGAGAAAUUUAUGAAGUUCUGUCUUGGGAAACUGAGAAGUAGUCCUUGGUCCGAAUUAGAUGGGCUUCAGCCAGAGACAAAGAUCAUUAACGAACAACUCGGUAACAUAAACUUGAAAGGUUUUCUCACCAUCAACAGCCAACCAGCAGUUAAUGGUGCAAAGUCUGAUUCUCCAACUGUUGGAUGGGGUGUGCCUGGGGGAUACGUUUAUCAAAAGGCAUACUUGGAAUUUUUCUGUUCUCCACAGAAGUUGAAUGCGUUGGUUGAGAAAUGCAAAUCUUUCCCGUUCCUUACCUACAUGGCUGUCAAUAAAGACGGAACCUGGUUUUCCAACGUCAACCAAACCGAUGUGAAUGCAGUGACAUGGGGAGUCUUUCCGGCAAAGGAGAUUAUACAACCAACCAUUGUGGAUCCUGCCAGCUUCGUGGUAUGGAAAGAUGAAGCAUUUGAAACGUGGUCAAGAGGAUGGGCGAAGCUCUAUCCAGAAGGUGAUCCAUCCACAAAAUUACUUGAAGAGGUGCAAAGAAAUUAUUUCUUGGUCAGCUUGGUUGAUAACGAUUACAUCAAUGGUGAUAUGUUCGUUGUGUUUAAAGAUAUCUGA
Molecule: messenger RNA, 1782 nt
Organism: Fraxinus pennsylvanica
Lineage: Eukaryota; Viridiplantae; Streptophyta; Magnoliopsida; Lamiales; Oleaceae
Source: the annotation of a GenBank genome assembly